AUGAACGGUCCAUCAAUCAUUCGAGCUUCAUGGAAGGGAGACAUGUCACCGAAGCAGAAGGCUGCACGAAUGGAAGAAUGGGGACAAUUUCCUUUGCGCGAAUUGUCGGAUUUGGAGCGCUGGCUGGAGGCGAAGAGUGAUCAGUUCACGAUAGUGAGCGACGUUCGCGAUGCGCAGGGGACCAUUACAAUUGGGGCGAUCGAGUCCACGAACAGCGCAACACAGCGUCAGGAUUCUCGGCCUUCCAAUAUGUCUGGAAUGUUGAUCGGAACAGAUUCACCGGACAGCGAUCGAUUGGAUAGACAGGUAACCUCGUCGAACAUGCAAACCAAUCGUCAGCUGAGCGUAAACCCAGCUACUUCAGCCUUAACGGCUGGUAGAGUCUCCUGGGCCGAGACAUCGAGGCAUGGUCUGCCGGGACAGAUUCAGGCGUCUUCGGGCGAAGUUAUGAUCCCUGAGGAGGAGAACCAAAUAGGCAAGGCGGGACACUUAUCGAAAAUGCACCCAGUCAUAUACUUCUAG
Messenger RNA from Aspergillus pseudoviridinutans, 522 nucleotides. RefSeq lists its product as uncharacterized. The transcript has a single exon. Lineage: Eukaryota; Fungi; Ascomycota; Eurotiomycetes; Eurotiales; Aspergillaceae. The record is from RefSeq and is a predicted model, not a curated record. The coding region runs from base 1 to 522 and encodes 173 amino acids.